Messenger RNA from Blepharisma stoltei, 1463 nucleotides. The record is from the annotation of a GenBank genome assembly. NCBI's taxonomy places the organism in Eukaryota, Ciliophora, Heterotrichea, Heterotrichida, Blepharismidae.
AUGGAUAUUGAAUCGGAUGAGCAAGUAUUAGUCUGCGGUUCCGGAGAAUGCGAGCAGCUGGGAAUUCCCAAUGUUUUUAAUGCUCGAAAGCCCAGACUUCUAAAACUCCCAGAAUCAGUCACAAUGAUCGCAUGUGGGAGUAUGCACACAUUAGCUCUCACCUCAGAAGGUCGCGUUUACUCAUGGGGAUGCAAUGACGAUGGAGCUCUUGGCAGGAUUGGCGAAGAAAACAUUCCCAUGCUGAUCUCUGGAGUCGAAUUUAUUACAAAAGUCACUGCAGGGGAUUCCCACUCAAUUGCAUUAUCAGCCAAUACAAGAAAACUUUAUUCAUGGGGCACGUAUAGAAAUAGCCAAGGUAACAUGGAAAUUGGGCAUAAAUUCCCAAUUGAAAUUGGAAGCGAUGAAUUCAAGAAAAGCAAAUUAAUCAAAGAUAUCGUCAGUGGAGCUAAUCAUAGCUUGAUUCUUGCAGAUAACAGAGUUUAUGCAUGGGGAGAUUCAGAGUUCGGACAAAUAGGAAGAAUGCCGAGGUCAAGAAAAAGUAUUGCUCAUUCUUUACAGAUUGAAAGCAUUGGUAUGAAAAAUAUUGAACACAUUUAUUCGGGGAAAAACCACUCGUUUGCAAAGUCAAGCAAUAAUAAGGUUUAUGGCUGGGGGUUAAAUAAUUUUGGACAGCUGGGAGAUGGAAGCACGAAAAAUACUUGCGUUCCUCAUGAAAUCUUUGAACUUACUCCCUUCUUUAAAUUGGAACAAAAUAUAGGUAAAUUUCCAUAUUUGGUUGCUUUAACGAAUUUUAUAAAAUCAGUUUUGAUCUAAUUUAAUGUAAAAGUGCAAGUAGAAGGCUAUUUAAACAGUUACCACACUAAAUCGAUUAACUUUGCUCAUUAAUUCCUCAUAAAAAUAAAUUAAAAUUCAAGGUAUUGUGCUCAAUUUAUAUUUCUUAAAAAAAUUAAACCCUUUAAAUUAAAACAGAAUUUUUUUCCAAUUAAAAGGGGGGAUUUAGAAAUCUUGAUAUUCAAUAUAUUACUGGAGGAGACAAUCACACUCUUGCCCUUCUCCAAAACGGCCGAGUCCUAAUAUGGGGAAGAAACGAUGACUAUCAGCUUGGUCUCAACACAACUGAAUCGCACUACACUCCUCAAGAAAUCCCUAGCUUAACCAAUGUCAGAAAAAUUGCGUGUGGUCCGCACUUUAAUUUUGCAAUUACUUCUACACAAAGGAUUUAUUCGUGGGGAUUUGGUGACACAUAUGUUCUGCUUAAUGGAAAGGAAAAGAACGUAUCCAUGCCAACAUUAGUCGCUUGGAGUGUAGCCAAGCCUAUAGAAGAAAUCAGUGCGGGUUCUCAGCAUGUAGUUACGCUCAUGAACCCUGCUGUCCUAACCCUUCCAGAUAUAAAGAGUUUAAACCUCAAACGUAAAAUAAGCCCGCCACGAUCUACAAAUAAAAGACCUAAAAAAGCCCACUAG